Messenger RNA from Penicillium olsonii, 1488 nucleotides. Lineage: Eukaryota; Fungi; Ascomycota; Eurotiomycetes; Eurotiales; Aspergillaceae. The record is from the annotation of a GenBank genome assembly.
AUGAAAGAGGACCCGAAGGAGAUCUAUGGAUGGAGGGUCUUUGCGCUUGCCUGCUCAGCUUGUUGUGGAGGAAUGCUCUUCGGCAUGGAUUCUGGUAUUAUUGGGGGUGUUCUCACCAUGCCUGAGUUCAAGAGGACAUACGGGUUGGAGGAUGCCUCCAAGGUGGAGCAGGCCAACCUGUCAGCCAACAUCGUGUCGACCCUCCAAGCAGGCUGCUUCUUCGGUGCCCUGUUCGCAUCCCCUAUUGCCGAAAAAUGGGGUCGGAAGACGGCCCUCAUGUCAGCAGCUGUAAUAGCUGUCCUUGGUAUUGUCAUGCAAUGCGCAGCAAGCGGCCACCUCGAGGCCAUGUAUAUCGGGCGACUGAUCACAGGUUUUGGUGUCGGUGCCGCGUCCAUGAUUAAUCCCCUCUACGUCUCCGAAAACGCACCGCGUGCAAUUCGUGGCGGUCUCACUGGUCUCUAUCAGCUCUUCAUCACAAUGGGUAUCAUGCUCGCUUUCUGGAUCAACUACGGCUCUCUGCUGCACAUCAAGGGCCCUGCUGUCUAUCUCGUCCCGCUAGCAAUGCAGGGUCUACCGGCUGUACUGCUGUUCGGCGGCAUGCUUCUGUGCAACGAGUCGCCUCGUUGGCUGGCUAGACAAGACAGAUGGGAAGAAGCGCGCGCGACGCUCUGCAAAGUGCGCAACCUCCCAGCUGAGCACCCUUACCUGGAAGCAGAGUUCCAGGCCAUUGCCACACAGCUCGAGCAGGAACGUGCUCUCGUCGGCGGAUCUGGUUUCUGGGAUCUCAUGAGAGAGAUGUGGACCAUUCCCGGCAACAGAAAACGUGCCAUCAUCUCAAUCAUCUUGAUGAUUUGCCAACAGAUGACCGGCACAAACGCAAUCAACUAUUACGCUCCGCAGAUCUUCAAAAACCUCGGUGUCGUUGGCAAUGCAACAAAUCUCUUCGCAACUGGCGUCUACGGUAUCGUCAAAAUGGUUGCCUGUGGCGUCUUCCUCAUCUUCGUAGCGGACUCCCUUGGCCGUCGUCGCUCCCUCCUCUGGACAUCCAUCGCACAAGGCCUAGCAAUGCUCUACAUCGGACUUUACGUUCGUAUCGCUCCACCCGUUGAAGGUGCACCCGUCAUUCCGGCCGGGUAUGUGGCGCUGGUGUGCAUCUUCCUUUUUGCAGCAUUCUUCCAAUUCGGAUGGGGACCUGUGUGCUGGAUCUAUGUCUCUGAGAUCCCGACUGCGCGCCUGCGAUCGCUGAAUGUUGCUUUUGGAGCGGCAACGCAGUGGUUGUUCAAUUUCGUGGUUGCUCGAGCGGUGCCAAACAUGUUGGCAACAGUUGGUGCUAAUGGUUUGUCUCUCGAGAAGAUGGAUGAGCUCUUUGGCGUCGCUCAGCUCGUCGAUCACAAGAAUGGCGAUGCGGAGCGUGGCUCUGUUGGAGGUGAUGUCUCUAUUGGGGAGGUCGGAAAAACUUCCCAGGCGCACGUUGAGAGAGUGGCCUAG